AUGCUUAAAAAAUUAGAUCUUUAUGGUGGCGCUAUUAGUACAGUGCUACCAGAAGGUUUCUUAGAUGCCUCGUUAUUGCGUGAGGUACCGGAUACCCAGGAAAUAUUUGUCAACAGUCGUGAGACUGGUGAAAAAUUCGAGGAUGGGUUGGGGCUGAAUGAGAGUAUUGUUGUGGACUUGCUGGAACGGGUUUCUGAGAUUAAUGACUAUGGGGCUCUUAAAGUUCAUCUGGAGGAAAUAACAGACUUGAAUGCCGGCAGGAAUAUGUCCAUGGUCGAACACGAGACCCUAGCAAAUGGAAGUCAGUGCUGUGUCGCGACAGAGUCGAUAGAUAAAUGGGGCAAGCAGGAGAAAAAAGAGACAGUGGUGCUUUGUGUAGGGCUGAUACGUUUAGCGGAGUUUUCUACCGACGUUGUGAUCACGAUCAAUGUGCCUGUGGAGCCUGCAAUGCAUGCUGAGCUCGAUCAGCUUGCUAAAAACAGGUUGCCUGAAAGAGCAACCACCGCAUAUGAGCUGCUAAAGAGCAUGGUACGGGAGUUCAAAGUCGUAGAUGGCUCUCUUUUUGUAUAG
This is a messenger RNA of Zygotorulaspora mrakii, 570 nucleotides long. It is a transcript of the gene MOG1, whose product is annotated as Ran GTPase-binding protein MOG1. The record is from RefSeq and is a predicted model, not a curated record. Bases 1 to 570 code for a protein of 189 amino acids. Gene Ontology annotation, biological process: protein import into nucleus. Gene Ontology annotation, molecular function: guanyl-nucleotide exchange factor activity; small GTPase binding. The transcript has a single exon. Gene Ontology annotation, cellular component: nucleus. NCBI's taxonomy places the organism in Eukaryota, Fungi, Ascomycota, Saccharomycetes, Saccharomycetales, Saccharomycetaceae.